Molecule: messenger RNA, 717 nt
Organism: Uranotaenia lowii
Lineage: Eukaryota; Metazoa; Arthropoda; Insecta; Diptera; Culicidae
Product: dynein regulatory complex protein 8
Exons: 3
Coding region: 82-606 (174 amino acids)
Molecular function (GO): calcium ion binding
Source: RefSeq, a predicted model, not a curated record
CGAAAUUUCUAUUAAAUCAAUAGAUAAAGAAUUCGGACUCGACUUGCAUUUGAUUUCAUCUCUCCAAACUACUCGUUUAAAAUGGCAGAUUUGGAUUAUCCAGACAUCGAUCCUGCAAACGAGCUGGAAAAGCGCGUUGCCGAUGCCUUUCUCAUCUUCGACCACCACUGCAACAAAACGGUGGACGUCCGCGAAAUUGGUACCAUAUUGCGCUUCCUGGGUUGCGUACCGACCGAAGCCGACGUCAACGAAGUCAUUUCGGCUACCGAAUUCGAGGACUCGAACGGCACGGUGCAUCUGUCCAAAUUUCUCCCGUACGUCAGCCAGUUGAUACUUGAGCAUAAGCUGGAACCGGCUCCCCCGGAGAAGCUGCUGAAAGCUUUUCGCGUUUUGGAUCAGGAAGGUAAAGGGUUUGUCGAUCGCGAGUACAUGACCAAAUUGAUUACUGAGGAGGGAGAACCAUUUACGGCCGAAGAGUUGGAAGAAAUGAUGGCCGUUGCAGUCGAUAUGUCAACCGAUCGAAUCCCUUAUGAAAAUUAUUUGAAUCAACUGCUAGUGAGUAUAUGUUCGCAAAUUGAGUUAUCAAUUAUUAACCUGUUAAUUUGAAAUAGCACGAACCUCAAGAUUCAAUAUACACGCUUGCCGAUAGCUUGCGAAGUCAAAUGAAGCGUAAAACGAUUUUCAAAUUUUACAAACGUUAACAAACUUUUUCUUUCC